ACGCCGCCGCCGCCGUGCCGCGCGCGCCGGCAUGGGGAGGCGAUCCGGCGGCAGGAAGCUGCCGUUCUUCGGCUCCUCCUCAUCCUCGUCCUCCACCAAGCGGUCCCGCUCCGCGCGCCGCCUCCCCUCCCUCCCCAAGCCCCGCGCGGCGGCGGCUCCUCCAGCCUCGCCGUCCCCGGCCCCUGCGGAGGGGAAGACCUCCCAGCCACUACCACCUCUCGCCCCAGCCGCCGCUGCAGCGGGCGGCGGCUGGGUCGUGUCCGGGAAGGUCGGGAAGAAGAAGGCCGGCGCGCGCCUGUGGAUGAGGCUGGACCGGUGGGGCGCCUCCGAGAUCGUCGAGCUCGACAAGGCCUCCAUCAUCCGCCGAGCCGGCGUGCCCCCACGCGACCUCCGCAUCCUCGGCCCCGUCUUCUCCCACUCCUCCAACAUCCUCGCUAGGGAGAAGGCGAUGGUGAUCAACCUCGAAUUCAUCAGGGCGAUAGUUACGGCCGAGGAGGUCCUCCUAUUGGACCCUCUCGCGCACGAGGUUCUUCCUUUCGUUGAUCAAUUGAGGCAGCAUCUCCCUCUGAGAAACCUGGUGGGCGGGAAUGGUGAAUGUGCCGGUGAUGGCCAUGGGGAGAAGCAGGAUGGCUCGCCCAGAGAUCAGGUGCCAUGUCUUAAUGAGGCGACCGGGGCGGAGCAUGAGCUUGCAUUCGAGUUCCAGGUGCUGGAGGUCGCGCUUGAGGUUGUGUGCUCGUCGCUGGACUCUAGUGUGGCUGACCUUGAGAGGCACGCUACUCCAGUUCUUGACGAGCUGACCAAGAAUGUGAGCACGAGGAACCUCGAGCGUGUACGGAGCCUCAAGAGUGAUCUUACACGUUUGCUUGCCCGUGUGCAGAAGGUGAGAGAUGAAAUAGAACAUCUUCUAGAUGAUAAUGAAGACAUGGAACAUCUGUAUCUAACAAGAAAGCAAGUACAAAACCAGCAGGUUGAGGCAAUAAUGUCAUCUGCUGCUUCCAAUAGCAUUGUUCCUGCCGGAACAGGUCUGCCCAGGAUGAACUCUAGCUUUCGUCGCAGCUUGAGCAUUGCUACCAAUAUGCAUUUGGAUAAUGAUGUGGAGGACCUAGAGAUGUUGCUUGAGGCUUAUUUCAUGCAGCUGGAUGGAAUUCGCAACAGAAUUUUGUCGGUUCGGGAGUAUAUCGAUGACACAGAAGACUAUGUCAACAUUCAGCUUGACAACCAGCGUAAUGAACUCAUUCAGCUCCAGCUUACGCUGACCAUUGCAUCCUUUGGCAUAGCUGCCAACACUUUCAUAGCUGGGGCUUUUGCAAUGAACAUCCCAAGCUCUCUGUACAACAUCACCGACGGCAGCCUCUUUUGGCCGUUUGUUGGGGGCACCUCAUCAAGCUGCUUCGUUAUCGCCAUCGUCUUGUUAGGGUACGCCUGGUGGAAGAAGUUGCUGGGUCCUUGAACACGAAGUGAAGGCAAGUCAUGGGAAAGAGCAUUUUCAUGAUUGCAUAAGAGGGAUCAGGCGUUUUAAUGAAAGAAUAGAACUGUAGGACUGAAGAGAAAGUCUGAUAUAGUCAUGUCUCAAGAGUAGUCAAUAAGAUAAAUCCUCUGUAAUUUUUCACUGGCAUAAAUUACACGACCAGAUGAUGUUGUGAUCAUACGCUGUCACGUUAACAUUAACAGAUGUAGAUCUUGCUGGCAAUGAAAAAAUGCUGUCAUGGUGUCAUAGGUUAUAA
This is a messenger RNA of Phragmites australis (common reed), 1724 nucleotides long. RefSeq names its product putative magnesium transporter MRS2-G. Gene Ontology annotation, molecular function: magnesium ion transmembrane transporter activity. The transcript is spliced from 4 exons. Gene Ontology annotation, biological process: magnesium ion transport. NCBI's taxonomy places the organism in Eukaryota, Viridiplantae, Streptophyta, Magnoliopsida, Poales, Poaceae. Bases 32 to 1450 code for a protein of 472 amino acids. The record is from RefSeq and is a predicted model, not a curated record.